Messenger RNA from Canariomyces notabilis, 3429 nucleotides. RefSeq names its product AAA-domain-containing protein. Bases 105 to 3239 code for a protein of 1044 amino acids. NCBI's taxonomy places the organism in Eukaryota, Fungi, Ascomycota, Sordariomycetes, Sordariales, Chaetomiaceae. The transcript has a single exon. Gene Ontology annotation, molecular function: ATP hydrolysis activity; ATP binding. The record is from RefSeq and is a predicted model, not a curated record. Gene Ontology annotation, cellular component: mitochondrial outer membrane.
CGGCGAUCAGCGACGCGGCUAGUUACUGGAUUCGCCAUCUCCGGGGCGCCGACGGUUGAAUUGAGUCGCAUGUAAUCCCAACUUCGCCAAUUGAGUCGUUUCUGAUGCCUACGGCCUCGGGGGCUCGAGCCCUGCUGUCGGCAAAGAGACCGCAUCGAUUCCCCCGCGUCCCUGCUCACGCCAAUGCGAGUGCCACCGCUAUCGUCCUCUGCGCCCUGCCACAUCACCAUGCUCCUUCCCACCGUCGGUACGAUUCUGCCGUAAGAUCUCGAAGCUUCCACACCUCCUCGCCCGCUCGGGGCCGGCCCGACGACCCCAAUGCUGAAGAACCUUCUGCCGACAAGAAGAACAACGACGAUGCCGGCGAGAAGGGCGGGCGAGGCGAGACGCCAGGGCAAGCCGCCGAGGCCAAGAAGGAUAGGCUGAGGCAUCAAGGGUACGGGUCAGCUCGUGCCCGUGCCAACCGGAACCGUGGCGAUGAGCUGGUGGCCAUCCGCCUGCCCUCAUGGUUCGUGAGCGACCACGUCUCGCUCUAUGAGUCGCGCCCAAUCGGCAGCCCCAGCACGCUGCUGUUUCCUCUAGACCAGAGCGACCGCGAACAUGUGCUGGCGCUGCUCGACUCACACCUCAAAAGGGCCGCCUUGACCGAAGCCGACGUUGAGGCCUGGAAGGACAGGUUACGACGCCCCGGAGCGAUCGUUGAGAACGCCGAGAAGCUCGUGAGGCGCUUCCGGGCGGUUCAUAAUGCUGCGUUUUUGCAGGCUCUCGCACUUGUACACCACUCGUCGGCGAAUCCGGAUCACAUCGAGAGGCUGCGACAGCACCACUCGACAAGGGAGGACGACAUCAUGAGGCUGUCUUGGUGGUCGGAUGAGAAACUCUCAGGGGAUGCCCAGCGCUGGCUUUCCAAUUUCCGCUCCGACUCCGUGCCGGGAUCUGGUGCACUGCACGGCAGUCCGUUAGCAAACAGGCCCGACCCAGAGUAUCCCGUCUGCAUGGAGCUUCUCGCUGCAGUGCGGUCACAGCUGGAGACGACAACCCCUGGUCAGCAAGAACCACGGCGCCCUGUGGCACUGCUGUCGGUGCUCAACCGCAAGGGUCGGAGCGUGGCAGAGUCUGUCAUCAAUGAUGUGGCUACCGACCUAAAGGCCGAUGUCGUGCACAUGGACGCUUACACCAUCGCAAACCUCGUCGGGAAACACCUCGGCCAGAACCUGUAUUCUGCCCGAGGUUCUCUCUCGAUGCUCGGCUAUGCGGCUGCUGAGAUGAACGGGCGCCUUUGGCCGCGUCCCGACAACGAUUCUGAGCACGAGAUCGGCGUGGUUGGUGUUGCGCUUUCGUCGUCGCGGUUGCGGUCUUUCCUAUCUUCCUCAAGGGACAGCCUGAUAGGUGUCUCGUCCGAUGGCCGCUGGGAAGAUAUCAAAAUCACCGGUGCGUUGGAGGCUAUGAUUGCCUCUGCCGACGCUAAACGCAGCAUAACGGGCGCCGCCCCCAGAGAUCCUGACCGUAACCUCAUCAUCCACGUCCACGAUUAUGUAGAGCUAAACUCGCUGCACCGGACAGUGAUCAGUAAGCUCCGGUCUAUUGUCGACCGCAUGUGGGCAAAUGGUAGACCGGUCGUUCUUGUCGGCUCUUCGUCCGGCAACAUAAUCACGUCAUCACAGUACCGCGACCAGCUGAUCGAUAUUGGCCGAGAUGGCGCCCAUGUCAUCCCCUUCCACGCGUCAGAAACGAGCGAGUGGAUGGAGAACUAUGACAACUUCCGCGAUAAUAUCAGCAACAUUGAGGACAUGCUCCAGGCCAUGCUCGGGAACAAAGCAGAGAUUGCCUUUGGCCGGCAGAUCCGUUUCGAGGACGGACGCAUCCUCGUUGACGGCAAGUACGACAACCUUGUUGAGACACUCUCGCGCCACCUCUACGACGCCCAGUGGGUUUACCGCCUCGCGUCCCUGAUGGUCGGUAGCCGCACCCCCCGCUUCCGGAGCUUUGGUCUCGGCCACCUACAAUACGCCCUCGACUUCAUGUCCGACCGGAACAAGCACUGGUCCGCUAUCUAUCCCGGUGUCGUGCCCCCUUACUUCUCCCCAUUAUUCACCUCCCGACGUAGCUCGGACUCUAUCUCCUCCAUCUUCUCCUCCUCUUCCCCAGAUGAAUGGGGCAUGCCGCCAUCCCCUUCCUCCAACUCCUCCACCUCCGCUUCCUCCAAAGAAUACGAUCAGCACGAAAAGAAACUGCUUUCCGGCCUAAUCAACGCCAAAGACAUCCACACCACUUUUGCCGACAUUAUCGUCCCGCAAGAGACGAAGGACUCGCUCAUCGGCCUUACUUCCCUAUCCCUUAUCCGCCCCGAGGCUUUCUCUUACGGCGUCCUCAAGACUGAACGGAUCCCGGGCUGCCUGCUCUACGGGCCGCCGGGGACGGGCAAGACGCUGCUCGCCAAGGCGGUCGCCAAGGAAUCUGGCGCCAACAUGCUGGAGGUUUCGGCCGCGUCCAUAAACGACAUGUGGCUGGGACAGUCGGAGAAGAAUGUCCGGGCCCUCUUCAGCCUGGCGCGCAAGCUCUCGCCCAUGGUCAUAUUCCUCGAUGAGGCCGACGCCCUGCUCGGCGCCCGCCACAACAGCCCCGGCCGCACCGCUCACCGCGAGACCAUCACCCAGUUCCUGCGCGAGUGGGACGGCCUAUCCGACAUGCGCGCCUUCAUCAUGGUCGCCACCAACCGGCCGUUUGAUCUCGACGAGGCCGUGCUGCGGCGCCUGCCGCGCAAGAUCCUCGUCGACCUGCCCCUGCGGCAGGAGCGCGAGGCCAUCCUGCGCGUCAUGCUCAGGGACGAGCUGCUGGCCGGCGACGUCGACCUAGCCGCCCUGGCCGUCGAGACGGACCUCUACUCGGGCUCGGACCUCAAGAACCUCUGCGUCAGCGCCGCCAUGGAGGCCGUCCGGGAAGAGGUGCGCGCCAAAGAAGAGUUUGACAAGAAUAAAGGCGGUGGUGAGGAAGGGGAGGAGGAGUUCCGGUUCCCCGAACGGCGCGUGCUGCACAAGAGGCACUUCGACAAGGGCCUGAGGGAGAUCAGCGCCAGCAUCAGCGAGGACAUGGACAGUCUGAAGGCGAUCCGCAAGUUUGAUGAACAGUAUGGCGAUGCGGGGAGAAAGAGGAGAGGGAGAAGGAGUAUGGGCUUCGAGGUUGUCCCCGGGAGGGUGGGCACCGAGGAGGCGAGGGUGAGGCAGGUCGGUGUCGCAUAGAGACGCCGGCGUGUUGCUUGUUAGCAGGAUGAAAAGUGUAUGUAUAUCAAAAGAUGGCAUUCGAGGCGCGGGUUUAAUGGGCGUCUCGGCGCUGUGGGUGUACUGUAUUGUACAUGCAUGUAUGAGCACCCUUUUGUAGAUACUUGGCAUUACCGUAUUGUAGUACCUUACUUAGACAGGGAUGACAAGG